Molecule: messenger RNA, 714 nt
Organism: Lactuca saligna
Lineage: Eukaryota; Viridiplantae; Streptophyta; Magnoliopsida; Asterales; Asteraceae
Source: the annotation of a GenBank genome assembly
CUUUUAUACUUUAUUCUACUUUUUGUCUUCUGAUCUUGUUCAUAUCUGAGUUUCAUAGUCGAUUGAUUAAAACUCCAGAGUUUUUCAUUUGGCCAGAAAAAUGGGCUCAGGAAGUUCACCAUGUGCCUCCUGCAAAUUGUUGAGGCGUCGCUGUGCCAAAGAUUGCAUCUUUGCUCCUUAUUUUCCUCCUGAUGAUCCUCAUAAGUUUGCCAUUGUUCAUAAGGUCUUUGGUGCUAGCAAUGUCAGCAAGAUGUUGCAGGAGCUUCCAGUUCACCAAAGAGCAGAUGCAGUUAGCAGUCUGGUGUAUGAAGCAAACGCAAGAAUGAGAGAUCCAGUUUACGGAUGUGUUGGUGCAAUUUCCUACUUACAAAAUCAAGUCUCACAGCUUCAAAUGCAACUUGCUGUAGCUCAAGCUGAGAUCUUAUGCAUCCAGAUGCAACAAGAGCCUCAUGAGUUGCCAACAACUCAUCCGUCAAUGAUGGAUUGUGAUGCCAAAUCACUACUGUUAGCGGGUAGUAAUACAAGUGAUUUCAGUGACCAGAUGCCACAGUUUCUGAGCUACACCUCUUCUAAUAAUAAUCAUGUAAUCCAGGACCCUCUAAAAAGAGAGUCUCUUUGGACAUAAUCAAUCUCCCAUUUCCACUUUGUCACUUGUGUUAGAUCCUCGAGCUUUAGGUAGUUUUUAUGAAUUUCUGUUUCAGGGGUUUCACCAAC